AUGAACGUACAAAUAAGACAUCCCUAUGAGGGUCUACUGCACAAAUAUACGAAUGCUAUGAAAGGCUGGCAGUAUCGUUGGUUUAUCCUGAGUCCUGAGACCGGUGAACUGCAUUACUUCCUCAGUGAAUCUGAGAAGAAUCAAAGGCCACGGUGUUCGAUAUAUUUAGCAGGCGCCGUAAUAGCUCCCAGCGAUGAGGAUUCAAAUACGUUUACUGUCAAUUCUGCUACGGGUGACAUGAUCAAACUUCGAGCUACCGAUGCGCGAGCACGUCAGGAAUGGGUAGAUAAACUGCGAGCAGUUACAGAGAUGUAUACCAGGGCUAUAGCCAGCAGCCAUCCUCCAUUGCCACCUCGAGAACAUUCUGGGAAUUCAAGCAGGAAUCCUGUUGUUAAGCUGGAAGUGCUGGACGCUUUUGCCAAUUGCCAGGAGCAAUUAAGAAAAGUGGAGAAACACAAUCUUGCUCUAGCACAAUCGAUUGAGAAUUCGGAUUUGCAUCUAGAUUCGGAUCUCUUAGUUCUCAAAGCCAUGGCACACACCACUUUACAUACACUGAGCCAAUGUCUGAAUAUAUUAUAUCAAUAACAAAUUAAUUAUAUAUUUUUUAUGUGUUUAUCUAUUAAUACUAAAAUCUUUUUUAUACCUAUAGAA
This is a messenger RNA of Cataglyphis hispanica, 651 nucleotides long. RefSeq names its product oxysterol-binding protein-related protein 11. The record is from RefSeq and is a predicted model, not a curated record. Bases 1 to 585 code for a protein of 194 amino acids. Lineage: Eukaryota; Metazoa; Arthropoda; Insecta; Hymenoptera; Formicidae. The transcript has 2 exons.